CUAGUAAAAUUUCAUUCAUAUUGAUGACAAGGGCCAAUUAGGAUACCUUCUUUGCUUGCCAAGUCUUGCUAGAGACAUAAUUUGUGGUUAUUAAUUCUGUUCUUAACAUUGUAUUUGAUUUACAUGUACAACAUCCAUUUACCUCAAUGUUAAGCACGUUAUAACGGAAAUGGUUAAAGAGAUAUUUUUUGUUGCUUUAUUCGUAUGCACGUUGCAGUCAAAAACCAUGGCGCAAAGUUUUGAAAUCGGACAGAAACUACCAGCAACUCCUUUCAUGGUUUUUAAUAGCUUCGGAGUGCAGAUGUGUUUAUCGGAAUGUGAAAAAUAUGUUAUGUGUUCAUCUUUAAACUACAAUUUGAAGCAUUUUGUUUGUGAGUUGAACAGUGGGUGGAAAACCGAAUCUCUUUCUUGGAUCAACGACGAUGAAUACGUCUACCAUGAAAUACCUCGUCCUAUUAAUAAAGUCUGUGGAGCUGAAACCUGCAAUGCUGACUCUCGGUGUGUUCGAACAGCGUUCGACACCUUUGUUUGCGUUCCUGUUGUUUGCACAGAUUCUGAACCAGUGAUAACAAAUGGGAUAGUCCUGUACAGAACUUACAUGCCAUCAUCAAUAACAUACGGUUGUAGUCCUGGAUUUGUGGGUGAAGGGAUUAAAAACGUUAUUCACUGUUUUCCAGAUAACAAAUGGGAAACUCCAGUUUACAGUUGUCAUUUAGAUUGUCCCGGCACCUGGGAAAGUUAUGCUGGACAAAGCUACUGUUUUGUAACUAAUCAAGUACUCUCUUGGAGUAAUGCUAAGAACAUUUGCUCCGACAUGAAAGCUUAUCUUAUGGAGAUAGGAAGUCAGGAGGAGCAAACCUGGAUCAGGUCAAAAGCGACUCAAAAGCUAUGGUUGGGAGCGACGGACGAGGGUUCAGAAGGCGCUUGGUAUUGGGACAACUCGCGUAAUGCGCCCACAUUCACUGCCUGGCAACCGGGGGAGCCAGGAGGCGGAGGAAGUGAAAACUGUGCAGUCCUAGACGAAUCCAGCGGCUGGCAUGAUUAUUCUUGCACAUCUACAUUUCAGUUUGUUUGUGAAAAGUAAAGGACUUGCGAUAAAGAAAGCAUUUUAUUGAAAAAGUGUGUAACUUAAGAAAAUCUGUCAAUAAAUUUUAAAAUU
Molecule: messenger RNA, 1159 nt
Organism: Magallana angulata
Lineage: Eukaryota; Metazoa; Mollusca; Bivalvia; Ostreida; Ostreidae
Exons: 6
Coding region: 170-1084 (304 amino acids)
Molecular function (GO): signaling receptor activity
Source: RefSeq, a predicted model, not a curated record